This is a messenger RNA of Ochlerotatus camptorhynchus, 715 nucleotides long. Its product is annotated as probable salivary secreted peptide. Bases 84 to 437 code for a protein of 117 amino acids. The record is from RefSeq and is a predicted model, not a curated record. The transcript has 2 exons. NCBI's taxonomy places the organism in Eukaryota, Metazoa, Arthropoda, Insecta, Diptera, Culicidae.
CCGAUAUCAGUUCCGACUUUGCAGCCGAUAGAAAGUGAAACUACGAUUGUAAAGUGCCCCCAAUAUCGUAAUUUUUUUCAACCAUGAAGACUCUAGUGUUGGCCGCUGUUCUGAUCUCCUUCGGUGCUCUGGUAUUCAGCCAGAGUCACAACUACUUCUGGGGAUUCAAGGGGCCGUACGAUGUCCUUCUGAAUCGGACCUUCGCCAUCAAGUCGUCUUCCAUUCUCCAAGUGAAGACAAUGGAUCUUAUCUACCCACUGAAGGGUCAACUGGGUCGUAACAUUUCGGCCAUCAACAUCACCGACCAGUACAUCAACGGCAAGGGUGGAUACGCUAGUCUGCUGGCCGGCGGCAUCGGUUACAAUAACACGACAAUUCAUUUGAAAUCACAGCGGGGCAACGGAUUCAGCUUUAUCGUGGAAAUUUAUGGCCGAUAAUCUAUUUAGUAGUCAGUCGCUUUGGUGUGUCUGCAACGCGCGCCAAAACAAUUAGGAAUAUGUGAGGGAUUUUGGAGGAUUACUAGUUCCGGUUUGUGCAAGCAGGAAGCGGUGGCUCGCGUGCGGAUCGGAAUGAAAUAAUUGUGCUUUCGGUGGAUGCUUGUCGACGGAAAUGGAUCGAUAUACACUGAUUCUAUACCAUGGAAUCAUAACGGGAAAAGUGUGUAAUUUAUUGAAUGGUAUUAAGAUCUGUAAUAAAGAAGGGAUUAUGCAACCAU